This is a messenger RNA of Aedes albopictus (Asian tiger mosquito), 2232 nucleotides long. RefSeq lists its product as uncharacterized. The record is from RefSeq and is a predicted model, not a curated record. Lineage: Eukaryota; Metazoa; Arthropoda; Insecta; Diptera; Culicidae. The coding region runs from base 60 to 2165 and encodes 701 amino acids. The transcript has a single exon.
CCAUCAAUCCAAGAAUGCCUUGCACACCAAGUCUUAUCUGACAUUCCAAAUAUCUGACGAUGCCUUCCGAAGAGGGUGACUCCUCUUCCCAGGUCAGUGUUCCUAGCAAGAAUAGUGCCAUCGAGCAGUUCGAACUGCUGAAGUCCAAAUUUCUAGCGAUACUUGAAGAUCGCUUCUUCGGAAACCUGAAGCACGAUUGGCGCAGCGGAAGACAGGAACAACAGACCAAGUCUCUGCCAUCGUUCGAAAGCCUAAGCGAUGAAAGUGGCAGCUAUUUGGUUCUGGAUGGGAAGAAAAUCUCGUUCGACUGGUUCCGGCAGGCUUUGGCGACGAGCAAGUCGGAACCGGAAGCUGCGGAACUACUGCCAAGCGUUGUGUCAUCGUCAUUGACCGAAGUCGACAUAGAAAGUCCGUAUUUUGCUGGUACUCCUGAACAAAUGGCGCCGCUUUUGCAAGCUGCCGAUCGUUUCCAUACUCACAGAUCGAGAACUAGGGAUGGCAUGAGGGACAGAUUGCUGGUGGAAGAUAAGGCUUUCGAGAAGGAAACAAUGGGCUGGAAGUUCCAGCGCCAUUCCAAGCUAGCAACUCAGCUUGAUCCACACUAUCGGAGUGAGAUCUCGUAUCGACCCAGAAUUCGGAACUUCACCAGGGUAGAUGCCAUCCACAAACUACGAGAUGCUUCGCGUAACCAGUUUGAAACGUACUACCGGCAGGAAUACCUGUUCGAGAAAACCGAAGUUCAGAAGGCGGAGAAACAGUAUCAUCAGCAGUUACAUGAACGGUGCUCGGAAAUGAUUCAAGCGCUGCGGGCAAUCCGACAACAGAGGUUCAGCCAAUCGAUGCGCGUGAUGGACAAAGUGAAGCCCUGCUACGAGGAAACGGCGCGUGUGGAGAAGGAGCUCCGGGACCGGCAACGCCAGAUGGUUGGACUUUGGAACAAAGUUAUCAAGCUGGAGAGCAUAUGGGUACGGCGACUCAAGUUUCAGAACUUUUUGUAUUUGAUAAUGCCUAAGGUUUGGCGAGAGGAGCACGAUUGGAUUCACAUGAAUGAGGAUGGGAAGCUUGAGGGAUAUCCCGAGUCUAUUGCCAAUAGAGAUAUGGCGAACCUGAGAAAUCUAGACGGAAAGAACGACAUUUGGGCGGUGAAAGAGUUCUUCGAAAGGGAGUAUGUCGAUAAGGCGAAGCCUGUGCAUGCUGCAUUUGAGACUACCGAAAGUUUGCUGGAAGGAACGGCGGAACUGGAUGUGAACUCAAUGACUUUGCUGAAUCGGCUGAAUAUGCUAAAUUGGGUGAAAGUUGAUGCUGAGAAAGAAACGAAGGAUGUUCUGAACAAUUACAAUAAAUUAAUUGGGAAUUUACGGUAUUCCAUUCAAGAUUUGCUAGCCAAGAAGGAAAGUUACGAAAGGCGUUCAGCAGAACUGAAAGCAGUUUUUCACGAAUGGAUAAAUGAUCCUCUGCGAGAAUCUAUCGGAAGCGAAAGAAAUAGGAAUGUCGAAACUCUACUGUACGUCCUUUACAAGAACCUGCUGCCGUUGGACCAACGACAAAAUGCUCUGCGUUUUUCAGGACCGGAGAGUUUCAGUUACGUUUUCAACCAGAUCAUGCAGCUUUUGUCGGAAUUUGAUAAAAUUCCUCCGGAAUUAAUCAAAUCCUCGGAGAAACGGGUCCGGUUUGUGCACAUGCGGAAGAUAAAGGCAGCCCAGCGGGCAGCAGAGGAAGACCAUCGCCAUAAGUUGCUGGCGAUUCAGCUGAAACGAAGUUUGGCACCUCCAUACGUGAAACCUCCUCGCAAGGGUAAGCUACCCCGGUCAAGACUCAAGAUGAAACCAGAACCAGAAGUGAUAAUUCCUUCGACGGAAACCAAGUUGGAUCGCAUCUUCAAACUUGGCUUUGGAGAGCACGCAAAACUGAGUGAUGUCGAGCGGAAGAACUUGGAGAUAGACAUGGUUUAUGGAAAUUUCUGUUCGGUUAGAUUUGAGCAGUAUCUUCGAUCGAUUGGCUAUGAACCGGAGUAUGACUUCGUCAGCAUGGUGGAACAACGUGACGGACCAGAGACGAGAUUCUUCAAGCGCAAGGAGCUCAUUCCGCUGGUACUUACUCGGUUGAAAAGAUGGGAAAACUAUCAAGAGAAGCUCAAGCAAAAACUUCUACAGAUGGAUGGCUGAAUUUUCUUACAAUGUUGUUUUAAUAAACUUUUAGAGUCACUCACUUAAUUUUCAAACCUCCUAGUCU